This is a messenger RNA of Plasmodium knowlesi strain H, 3153 nucleotides long. RefSeq names its product chaperone protein ClpB1, putative. Gene Ontology annotation, molecular function: ATP hydrolysis activity; ATP binding. The record is from RefSeq and is a predicted model, not a curated record. Lineage: Eukaryota; Apicomplexa; Aconoidasida; Haemosporida; Plasmodiidae. Gene Ontology annotation, cellular component: cytoplasm. The transcript has a single exon. Bases 1 to 3153 code for a protein of 1050 amino acids. Gene Ontology annotation, biological process: cellular response to heat.
AUGUCCCGAACGGGGAGUAGAACCACUUUGUUCCUCCUCUUUUUCCUGAUUAACAGCCUUUUCUUUUGGAAGGAACAGAGUGGCAAGCGAGUGAGUUCAUUUUCUGGUGUAUCCCCCCUGGGGGGAAAGCGCGCCUUUUUCAUCGGUGGGCCCCUGCAGAGGGAGGACCGGGGGUGGGGGGGUGGUGGCCAACGCACCAGACAAACCCUCGACGGGGCACAGAAAACGCAUAUCCAGGCGGACCAGGCGCUGAGUACCAAACGAAGCGCAGCGAAUGGUAGGUUGUUCUACAGUUUGGGAAGGCACCCCGUGGAGCAGAUUUCUGAAAAUGGAGGAGCAUGUGAACGAUUGUCUGUUCGUCAAUCGCCAGGAUUAUCUGCACGUUGGAAUCAUCCCCUGCGCAUGAGCGAUGAGGAGUACACGAUAAAUUCGGAUGACUACACAGAAAAGGCAUGGGAAGCAAUAACUACGUUGAAUAAAAUAGGAGAGAAAUAUGAAUCGGCGUAUGUAGAGGCGGAGAUGCUUCUCUUGGCCCUUCUGAAUGACGGACCAGAAGGACUAGCGCAGAGGAUUCUAAAGGAGAGUGGUAUCGACACAGAUCUACUCAUCCAGGAAAUAGAUGAAUACUUAAAGAAACAACCAAAAAUGCCAAGUGGAUUUGGAGAACAGAAAAUAUUAGGAAGGACACUACAAUCCGUAUUAGGUACAAGCAAAAGGUUGAAAAAGGAAUUCCAUGAUGAAUACAUAUCGAUAGAGCAUCUACUGCUGGGUAUCGUUGCAGAGGAUUCCAAGUUCACUCGUCCAUGGUUAUUGAAGUACAAUGUGAAUUAUGAGAAGGUGAAGAAAGCAACGGAGAGAGUUCGUGGGAAGAAGAAGGUUACUUCUAAAACACCAGAACUAACUUACCAAGCAUUGGAAAAAUACAGUCGUGAUUUGACAGCUUUGGCUAGAGCAGGAAAAUUGGAUCCUGUUAUCGGUAGAGACACAGAAAUAAGGAGAGCGAUACAAAUUUUAUCCAGAAGAACAAAGAACAACCCUAUCCUUUUAGGUGAUCCAGGGGUCGGUAAAACUGCUAUCGUGGAAGGUCUAGCCAUAAAAAUUGUUCAAGGAGAUGUACCAGAUUCUUUGAAAGGGCGAAAAUUAGUAUCCCUAGAUUUGUCAUCCUUAAUUGCAGGAGCUAAGUACAGAGGAGAUUUCGAGGAGAGGCUAAAAGCAAUAUUGAAAGAAGUCCAGGACGCCGAAGGACAGGUUGUUAUGUUUAUAGAUGAAAUUCACACUGUCGUUGGGGCUGGUGCAGUGGCUGAGGGAGCUCUGGAUGCAGGAAAUAUACUGAAACCCAUGCUCGCUAGAGGUGAGCUGAGAUGUAUUGGUGCAACGACGGUAAGUGAAUAUAGGCAGUUUAUAGAAAAAGAUAAGGCUUUGGAGAGAAGAUUCCAGCAGAUCUUGGUGGAACAACCAAGUGUUGAUGAAGCCAUAAGUAUAUUAAGAGGCCUAAAGGAAAGAUAUGAGGUUCACCAUGGGGUACGUAUAUUAGACUCUGCACUCAUACAAGCAGCUGUUCUCUCCGACCGAUAUAUCAGUUAUAGAUUCCUUCCAGAUAAAGCCAUCGAUCUGAUCGACGAAGCUGCGUCCAAUUUAAAAAUCCAACUGUCGAGCAAACCAAUUCAGUUGGAUAACAUUGAGAAACAGCUCGUACAACUGGAAAUGGAGAAAAUUUCUAUCCUGGGAGAUAGCCCUCCCCGUGGAGGCGGAUCGUUUAGCACCGUAUCUAGCAGUAGUAAAGAUGAUGAUUCCACCCAGGGGGGAAAGGACCCUCCCGUUGACUACUCACAGAGCCCGAAUUUUCUGAAAAAAAAAAUUAACGAGAAGGAGAUCAACCGACUGAAGAUGAUCGAUCACAUAAUGAGUCAACUGAGGAAGGAACAGAAAAGUAUUCUAGAAUCGUGGUCUUGUGAAAAAACAUAUGUGGAUAAUAUCAGAGCUAUUAAGGAAAGAAUAGAUGUUGUAAAAAUAGAAAUAGAAAAAGCGGAGAGGUAUUUCGACCUAAAUAGAGCUGCUGAGUUGAGAUUCGAAACUUUGCCAGAUCUAGAGAAACAAUUGAAGAAGGCGGAAGAUAAUUAUCUCAGUGAUAUUCCAGAAAAAAAUAGAAUGCUCAAAGAUGAAGUGACAAGUGAAGAUAUUAUGAACAUUAUCAGUCUAUCCACAGGGAUACGAUUGAAUAAACUCCAAAAAUCAGAGAAGGAAAAAAUCCUAAAUUUGGAAAAUGAAUUACAUAAACAGAUUAUUGGACAAGAUGAUGCUGUACGUAUUGUUUCGAAAGCAGUGCAACGGUCCAGGGUAGGGAUGAACGAUCCAAAGAGGCCCAUUGCAUCACUAAUGUUUCUGGGACCUACUGGUGUUGGAAAAACAGAACUAUCGAAAGUUUUAGCAGAUGUAUUGUUUGAUACACCAGAUGCAGUGAUUCAUUUCGAUAUGUCAGAAUAUAUGGAGAAACACUCCAUAAGUAAACUUAUAGGAGCUGCGCCUGGAUAUGUUGGAUACGAACAAGGGGGUCUGCUAACAGAUGCAGUGAGGAAGAAACCAUACUCCAUUAUCUUAUUCGAUGAAAUAGAAAAGGCACACCCAGAUGUAUACAACUUGUUAUUACGUGUGAUUGAGGAAGGAAAAUUAACAGAUACUAAAGGGAAUCUUGCAAAUUUUAGAAAUACCAUUAUUAUUUUUACAUCUAACCUUGGAAGUCAAAGCAUCCUUGAUCUAGCCAACGAUCCAAACAAGAAAGAUAAAAUUAAGGAACAGGUAAUGAAGUCUGUUAGAGAAACGUUUCGACCUGAAUUCUACAACCGUAUCGAUGAUCACGUUAUCUUUGAUAGCCUUUCUAAAAAAGAACUUAAACAAAUUGCCAAUAUAGAAAUUGAAAAAGUCGCCAACAGGCUUAUUGAUAAAAACUUCAAGAUAUCUAUUGACGAUGCCGUUUUCUCCUACAUCGUUGAUAAAGCUUAUGAUCCUGCCUUUGGUGCCAGACCUCUUAAGAGGGUGAUACAGUCGGAGAUUGAGACAGAGAUUGCCGUGCGCAUUUUGAACGAAACCUUCGUGGAGAACGACACCAUUCGUGUGUCCCUCAAGGAUGGCGGGCUGCACUUUUCGAAGGGGUAA